AUGCAAACUGCAGUCGACGACGAGAGGAUCAUCGCACUGCAGGAAGUCGACCUGGAGUGGGCCGGAAAGCUGCACACUUUCUUUUCCGAGCGUGGGUACGCGGUGGUCUUUGCUCAGUAUGGCAAACAGAUGAACGGCUACAUGGGAGUCAUGAUGGCUUGGCCUACGAAGACCUUUGAGGCCUUGGAUGUGGAGAUUUGCAGGCUCUCCGACACAGCCCCGAAGCGUGUUUGGCCGAAAUCGGAUUCUGGCCCGCUGGCGCGUUUCGGAUACCUCACCUAUCAGGGCCUCACGGAGAUCUUGGGAUGCAGACCUCCAGAAAUGGAAGCGGACGCUGAGGGAGGAGAGUGGAAGCUUGCACAGGGUCGCAUGAACGAGGCCAUCUUCGUCAGGCUGAGACCUAGAGGAACGUCGUGCGAUUUCUGCGCGGCCACGUAUCAUAUGCCUUGUCUCUUUGGCACCACGGAAAAAGUUCGAGCGGUGAAUAUUCACAGCCAGCUUCUGCUGAACAGGCUGAAACAGUUUGCAUCACCGGAUGACAAGAAAGGUUUCCAAGAUGCACCUGUCGCGCUGAUGGGUGAUUUCAACAUCAAGCCAGGCACCUCUUCCUAUAAUUUGAUCGAGAGCGGGGGCUCUGUAUCCAGCGUUUCGAAGCAGGGCAGCAGGGAUGAAGUCCUGGGCCUGGAGCAGUUGCCCAUUGUCGAGUUCCCCGAUGGCCUUAAAAGCGCCUACAAGGACUUCCAUGGGCAAGAGCCGCUGUUCACCAACUACGCGCUCUCCGGAAUGAGCAAAGAGGCUUUCGUGGAUACCCUUGAUUACAUUUGGUUCAGCCCUGGUCGUCUGAAAGUUGUCGCUUGCCAACAGCUGCCAAAGGACAAAGAGACAGCAAAUGGGCCAUUUCCCAACGCAGAAGAACCGUCAGACCAUCUCCCGCUUCAUGCAACUCUGCGCCUGUCAGAGAGAAACACGGCAUGA
Messenger RNA from Symbiodinium natans, 975 nucleotides. Lineage: Eukaryota; Dinophyceae; Suessiales; Symbiodiniaceae. The record is from the annotation of a GenBank genome assembly.